UCUCUUUAUAAGCCCGCAGUGCCCGGAUGUGAAUGGAUUACAAUGUAUCUUUCAGGGAAACCUAUUAUUAUCAAUGUGACUCCACGGGGGAGUCAAUGGUGAUGAUGAUGAGGAGGAGGAUGAUGAUGAUGAGACACCUCUAAACUUGGAACAAGUUUAAGACUUUAUAAGAGGAGAAGAAAAAAACCCAACAAGAUUUGUUUGAGGAAAUAUUAUAACUAUCCUGUGUUGAUAAUUUUUUUUAUAAACAAUAAGAAAAAGUUGUUGGAUUUUUUUUAAUGAUUUAUUUUUUGGGGGAGGUAAUUUUGUUGCAGUUUUAUGGUGGAAAAUGCAAAUACCAGAGCCAGGUGCAUAAUCUUGUAAUCUGUGGAUAUCCCUGGAGCAGGACUGAGUACUACUUAAAAUACUUUUUUGGGGGAUACACAUGUGAGAUACUAAGUACUUGCAGAAGAUUUUUGUUUCUCUCUUUAAAGUCUCUUUCCUUGGAAUAUUGUGAGCAUAUUUGUGGCCAUUUAAGGUUUGUGUGAUUUUGCUAAAAUGCAUCACCAACAGCGAAUGGCUGCCUUAGGGACGGACAAAGAGCUGAGUGAUUUACUGGAUUUCAGUGCGAUGUUUUCACCUCCUGUGAGCAGUGGGAAAAAUGGACCAACUUCUUUGGCGAGUGGACAUUUCACUGGCUCAAAUGUAGAAGACAGAAGUAGCUCAGGGUCCUGGGGGAAUGGAGGACAUCCAAGCCCAUCCAGGAACUAUGGAGAUGGGACUCCGUAUGACCACAUGACCAGCAGGGACCUUGGGUCACAUGACAAUCUCUCUCCACCUUUUGUCAAUUCCAGAAUACAAAGUAAAACAGAAAGGGGCUCAUACUCAUCUUAUGGGAGAGAAUCAAACUUACAGGGUUGCCACCAGCAGAGUCUCCUUGGAGGGGACAUGGAUAUGGGCAAUCCAGGAACCCUUUCGCCCACCAAACCUGGCUCCCAGUACUAUCAGUAUUCUAGCAAUAACCCCCGACGGAGGCCUCUUCACAGUAGUGCCAUGGAGGUGCAGACAAAAAAAGUUCGAAAAGUUCCUCCAGGUUUGCCAUCUUCAGUCUAUGCUCCAUCAGCAAGCACUGCCGACUACAAUAGGGACUCGCCAGGCUACCCUUCCUCAAAGCCAGCAGCCAGCACUUUCCCUAGCUCCUUCUUCAUGCAAGAUGGCCAUCACAGCAGUGACCCUUGGAGCUCCUCCAGUGGGAUGAGUCAGCCUGGCUACGGAGGCAUGUUGGGCAAUUCUUCUCAUAUUCCACAGUCUAGCAGCUACUGCAGCCUGCAUCCACAUGAGCGUUUGAGCUAUCCAUCACACUCCUCAGCAGACAUCAAUUCCAGUCUUCCUCCGAUGUCCACUUUCCACCGUAGUGGCACAAACCACUACAGCACCUCCUCCUGCACGCCUCCUGCCAACGGGACGGACAGCAUCAUGGCAAAUAGAGGAAGCGGGGCAGCAGGCAGCUCCCAGACUGGAGACGCUCUGGGGAAAGCACUUGCUUCGAUCUAUUCUCCAGAUCACACUAACAACAGCUUUUCAUCAAAUCCUUCAACUCCUGUUGGCUCUCCUCCUUCUCUCUCAGCAGGCACUGCUGUUUGGUCAAGAAAUGGAGGUCAGGCCUCAUCAUCUCCCAAUUAUGAAGGACCCUUGCACUCCUUGCAAAGCCGAAUUGAAGAUCGUUUAGAAAGACUGGAUGAUGCGAUUCAUGUUCUCCGGAAUCAUGCAGUGGGCCCAUCCACAGCUGUGCCUGGUGGUCAUGGAGACAUGCACGGGAUCAUUGGACCUUCUCAUAAUGGAGCAAUGGGUGGUCUGGGCUCAGGGUACGGAACCGGCCUUCUUUCAGCCAACAGACAUUCACUCAUGGUGGGGGCCCAUCGUGAAGAUGGCGUGGCCCUGAGAGGCAGCCAUUCUCUUCUGCCAAAUCAGGUUCCGGUUCCACAGCUUCCUGUCCAGUCUGCAACUUCCCCUGACUUGAACCCACCCCAGGACCCUUACAGAGGCAUGCCACCAGGACUUCAGGGGCAGAGUGUCUCCUCCGGCAGCUCUGAGAUCAAAUCUGACGAUGAGGGUGAUGAGAACCUGCAAGACACAAAGUCUUCUGAGGACAAGAAAUUAGACGACGACAAGAAGGAUAUCAAAUCAAUUACUAGGUCAAGAUCUAGCAAUAAUGACGAUGAGGACCUGACUCCAGAGCAGAAGGCAGAACGCGAGAAGGAGCGGAGAAUGGCCAACAACGCCCGGGAGCGCCUGCGGGUCCGAGACAUCAACGAGGCUUUCAAGGAGCUCGGCCGCAUGGUGCAGCUCCACCUCAAGAGUGACAAGCCUCAGACCAAGCUCCUGAUCCUCCACCAGGCCGUGGCUGUCAUCCUCAGCCUGGAGCAGCAAGUCCGAGAAAGGAAUCUGAAUCCGAAAGCAGCAUGUCUGAAAAGAAGGGAGGAAGAGAAGGUGUCCUCGGAGCCUCCCCCACUCUCCUUGGCUGGCCCGCACCCCGGAAUGGGAGAUGCAUCCAAUCACCUGGGACAGAUGUGAAAGGGUCCAAGUUGCCACAUUGCUUCAUUAAAACAAGAGACCACUUCCUUAACAGCUGUAUUAUCUUAAACCCACAUAAACACUUCUCCUUAACCCCCUUUUUUGUAAUAUAAGACAAGUCUGAGUAGUUACGAAUCACAGACGCAAGAGGUUUCAGCAUUCCCAAUUAUCAGAAAACAGAAAAACAAACAAAAAAAAAAAAAAAGAAAGAAAAAAGUGCAACUUGAGGGACGACUUCUUUAACAUAUCAUUCAGAAUGUGCAAAGCAGUAUGUACAGGCUGAGACGCAGCCCAGAGACUGAAUGGCAAUCUUUCCACACUGUGGAACAAUGCAUUUGUGCCUAAACUUCUUUUGGAAAAAAAAAAAAUAUAAUUAAUUUGUAAGUCUGAAAAAAAUAUUUAAUUUAAAAAAAAUUGUAAACUUGCAAUAAUGAAAAAGUGUACUUCUGAAGAAAAACUACAUGAACGUUUUUGUUGGUAUUCAAGUCAGCUAGUGUUUAUUAUUACUGGAUAUUGAAUAGGGGGAGCUCGGCUGCCCUAGUCACAAAACCAGCAAACGUCCUGAUGACAAGAAGUGAUGACAUUAGCCAUUCCUUAGGGUAGGAGGAACAGAUGGAUCUUAUAGACCUAUGACAAAUAUAUAUAUAAAUAUAUAUAUAAAUAUAUAUUAAAAAUUUAGUGACUAUGGUAAGCUUUUGUUCAUUUGUUUCAGACUUUUUUUUCUCCUGUAAAAAAAUAGUACUGAUUAACUUUUUUAAAAGAAAGAUUUUACUGUAAAUAUGGAUUUUUUUGGGGGGGGCGGGGGGGUCUUAUUUCUGUCCCUUUCCCCAGUUUGUUACCAUAACCUGUAGUGCCAACUCUGCUUCUGGAGGGGCAGUGCAGGAGGAAAGGCUGACCCUGAUGUUGCUUCUCAUUCAUAAAUAAGUAAGAAAGUCGUUUCUCCAGUCUUUUGGGAACACAGGACUUAAAAGUCACAUCAUGUGUAGAUAUUACAAGCAGCAUUACCAAGACAUGGCAAAACUGUUGUCUUGACUUGUAAUGUUGCAUUUGUGACCCUAUUCUGGGAUUUUCAGAGGUACAAGGUUAGAAUGCUACAAUGUUACCACUGUGCCUUCCAAUGUUUAUAUCAUCGGAAACAUAACAUAAUCAAAGUGGCUGUGAUUUAACAAAACGAUUAAAGUGUUACCUACCUGUGUAGCCGGAGUAGUGUGCAGUGAGGCGUUUCUGAAUACAUGGUCAGAUUUUUGGAAAAAAAAAAAAAAACACACAAAAAAACAAAAACAAAAAAAAAUGAAGUUCAAAAACCGUCAAAUGAGAAAAUUGCAAGUAGUGUGACAGAGCUGAUUGAUUUUGUUGCUUUCUUGAUUUUUUUUCAAAAUGGGUUUACUAAAAUGUAGAUGACUUAACUAACCUGCCUCCUCCUUCGUCUGAAAAAUGCCAAUAUUCAGUCAUCCUGCAGCAUUAUAAUAAGCCUUAUAAGUCCUAAAGCAUUAAGUUGCACUUUUUUGAGGAGGGGUAGUGCAGUAUUUCUCUGGCCAGUAUGAAUGAAGUUUAUACUUAACCAUAUUUGAUAGAAACGUAGACCAAGCUAUGGCACAGCAACUCAUCAGAUAGCUAGCUUUGACGUCUGGGCACAAUUGAACCAAUUUCCAUCGUAAAUCUUUCUAAUGAUUGACUUUGGUGUAUAGUGCAGUAAACAAAUAGUGCUCCUAGUUAAGUAUUUGUCAGCAUCCUUUCGUGUCUAACUCGUUUCUAUUUUUACAGCCACACAAUCUUGGCAUGUAUUAAGAAAAAAAAAAAACAAUCCCUGUUCAAGUAGUUUUUCCACCUAUCAGCACUGAGUAAAUGCCAUAAAUCCAUCGAAAUGGUCUAAAUGUUCCAUCUGUUCUCCUGUUUUGCCAGUUAUAUAGUAAUGAAAUACAUUUGUAAAUUUUAUGCAACAAAUGGCAAACGUAUCCUUAUUUUGAAAUUGUGUAUGUAAAAGUUAUAUUUUUACAUGUAGACUCUUGUUAUUAUGUGUUUUAAUACAUUGUAUCGGUUUUUGUUUUUCUAAACUGUGUGGUUUUAAAAAAAAAGUCUCAUUUAAAUGAUAUAGUGAGCUACAAGAAUCUGAAUUUUAUGUUCAUUUCUGAAAAUGUAAGAACAAAUAAGAUAGUUACCACGUGGUCAUCUUUAUAAACCCAUAAACAUUUUGAUUAGCUGUGUGUGUGUGUUGAAAACUGUAAAUAUGUUCAGUAGCGAUAAAACUAAAAUACUUUGAUUUGUUGAUAAGUUCCUACAAUGUGGAGGUGGAUUAAAACCUUAGGAGAAUAGCAGAAAUCAGACUUCAUGAAAAGUUUUUCUGGGGCUUUCCUGAGAAUCGUUCUAACAAAGGAGCUCAAAAAAGGGUAUGGAAGACAAUAAUGUAUACUCUCCCCUCCUCCUGGAAUAAUGAAAACCAUGUGAACUUGUUCCCUCAGUAUGUUAAAGAUUUCCUUUUAGUGGUCCAUUCUGCACUCAUUUUGUAUAGUCUCAAGGCGGGUAUCCCUAGGAACAAUAUUAUAUAGGAAGCAGGUAUACUCUGAUCACAUUCAGGAUAAGUGUACAGAAGGGAAUAUGGUGUUUACUCUUUAGGGAACUGGAAGCUCCCUGCAUUGAUGUACAUGUUCAGAGGGCACUUUUGAUACAUGUUAUCAGAAAGGUGCUUCAUAGAGCUGAAUUAAAGUUUUUCAGAUCUGUAAACAAAGCAAAACAUUAAAUUGUAGUCAUUUGGUUAUUUUUUAAAUUGGUGCUUUAUAUUUUGUUCUCAAUCAAACCGAGGAAAAGCUGCAAUUUCUUGUUCACCAGCUUUGAUGUAUUCAUUACUCCGUAAUGUAAUACCUCUAUUGUGGAAUUCCCUUUGGGCAGAAGUGAAAAACUUCCUAACGGCCACCAGAAGCUGCUCGCUGCUCUUUGCUUGGUGGAGAAACAUGAUCUGCACCUCUCCAUAGUAAUUGGGUGGUAUCCCCUGUUUUAAAAAAGAAAGAAAAAGAAGAAGAAGAAGAAGAAAGGGAACGUGGCCUUUUUAGUGUGUUUUUAUUUUUGGUUUUUUGGGUUUUGUUUUUUUCAUUGUUUUGUAAUUUUCAAACCCAGGUAAGAUAUUGGUAUCCUGCACUGGAUUUUUGAAUAAAAUUUAGCAGAAGACAGUUAGGAUUAAAGAAUAUACAAAAAACAAUGUCUAAAAGGUCCAUACUGCACCAGGCAUGCAUAUAUAUUUUAUAUAUAUGAAUGAUGCUUAGACUGGGGAUCGGUUUAAGAAACUUGGACUUUGAAAGCAACUUGGAACAGUUGAUCCACCUCCACAUUCGAGUGAUUUAUAAUAUGCAGAAUAGGGAUCUGUUCAUCUAGAAAUCCUUACCAUUUGUCUUCGUGUAGCUGCAAGGAACACUAAUGUGUAUACAACAGUCCACCAGUGGUGCAACUGGUUCUCAUUCAGUCUUCCGAUUCCUUUAAUUUUGUUGUUGUUUUUUGAUUUGAUUUUUUUUCCUAUCUCUUGAAUUUUUUUUUUAUUCGUGAUCUUUAUUUUGAUGAGGGGUUGGGGAGCGGGGAGGGAAUCGAAUCGAGACUUGGGGUUAUGAGGAUUUUCGUCUUUGCAUCCAACAGGCAAAUAUGAUGUGUCCAAAAGUGAACUUGAGUCAGGAAUGAAACAAUUUCAGCAUAAACAAGCACAAAAAUUUAGUCUGCUGGCUGACUGGAAGCAAAAGAGUCAAGAUGGAAUUUGAUGAAUUCCAACACAAUGGGGCACCAGGGCCUUUAGGCCUCUUUAUUUUGCUUUGGUUUUAUUUGUUUUCUUUAGAGACAUGCUCCUUCUCACGGGACUUGAAGUGGACUCAUCUUUGUGCAGUGCUGGUUUUUGCCAUACUCAUUUCAAGUAUUAUAGACAUAUGUAAUGGUGAAAAUAUAUGAACUGUGGCCUUUUUCAUUCUUGUUACUUGUGAUGCAAUUAAGUGAAGAUAAGAAAAAAAAAAAGCAGAGAUUUACCAUGUAUCAGUGCCUGGCUUUUUGUUAUAAAGCUUUGUUUGUCUAGUGCUCUUUUUGCUAUAAAAUAGACUGUAGUACACCCUAGUAGGAAAAAAAAACUAAAUUUAAAAAUAAAAAAUAUAUUUGGCUUAUUUUUCGCAGGAGCAAUCCUUUUAUACCAUGAAUAUUACAAAAAAAAAAUUUGUCAGAUUCUGAAUAUUUCUUCUUUGUAGAUUUUUGGAAUCAUUAUGAGUAAAAGUUUGUUACUUUAUUUUACUAUUUAAAAGAUGUUAUUUUACCAUGUGUUACCAAGAUGAAACUGUAUGGUAGCUUUUUUUCGUUUUUUAAUUUUUUUAAUUUUUUUUUGUUUUUUGUUUUUGUUUUUGUUUCUGUUUUUGUUUUAGUUGUAGGUCGCAGUGGGGAAAUUUUUUUGCGACUGUACACAUAGCUGCAGCAUUAAAAACUAAAAAAAAAUUAUUAAAAAAAGAAAAAAAGGGAAAACGUUUAAAAAAAAAAAAGAUAAAACAGUUACACCUUGUUUUCAAUGUGUGGCUGAGUGCCUCGAUUUUUUCAUGUUUUUGGUGUAUUUCUGAUUUGUAGAAGUGUCCAAACAGGUUGUGUGCUGGAGUUCCUUCAAGACAAAAACAACCCAGCUUGGUCUAGGCCAUUACCUGUUUUCCCAUCUGUAGUUAUUCGAUGAAGUCAUGUACAUGACCGUUCUGUAGCAAUAAAUGUGCCAUUUUUAUAAACUGUUUCUGA
This is a messenger RNA of Ictidomys tridecemlineatus (thirteen-lined ground squirrel), 7290 nucleotides long. Lineage: Eukaryota; Metazoa; Chordata; Mammalia; Rodentia; Sciuridae. The record is from RefSeq and is a predicted model, not a curated record.